AAGGAUCAUGGCGGAUGGCCCCAGGUGUAAGCGCAGAAAGCAGGCGAAUCCGAGGAGGAAUAACGUAACCAACUACAGUAAUGUGGUGAAGACCCCUGGCUCAGACUCAGAUGAUGAGGACAAGCUGCACAUCGUGGAGGAGGACGGGAGUAUGGCAGACGGGGCCGACUGUGACAGUAACGUACCCAGUGAAGAUCACAACGGAGACCACUGGGAUGAAGUGAGGGAGGAGUGUGGUUCAGACGGGGAGGACGAUGGCAGGACAGAUGCUCUGGUGGAAGAGAUGCUGCAGCAGGGAGACACAGCCGUCAUUUACCCAGAAGCUCCGGAGGACGAGCCACGCCAGGGGACCCCCGAGGCCAGCGGACAUGACGAGAACGGCACUCCGGAUGCAUUCUCCCAGCUCCUCACCUGUCCCUACUGCUCACGCGGCUACAAGCGCUACACGUCCCUGAAGGAGCACAUCAAGCUGCGCCACGAGAAGAGCGAGGACAACUUCAGCUGCUCCCACUGCAGCUACACUUUUGCCUACCGCACACAGCUGGAGAGACACAUGACGGCCCACAAAGCUGGUAGAGACCAGAGGCACGUGACGCAGUCGGGGGUCAACCGAAAAUUCAACUGCACCGAAUGUGAAAAAGCAUUUAAGUACAAGCACCACCUGAAGGAGCACCUACGCAUCCACAGCGGAGAGAAGCCAUACGAGUGCUCCAACUGUAAGAAGCGUUUCUCCCACUCGGGCUCCUACAGUUCCCACAUCAGCAGUAAGAAGUGCAUCAGCGUGAUCUCAGCAGUCAACGGCCGCCCCCGGCCCGGCGCCAAGGCCUCCCAAUGCCCGUCCCCAGCCAUGCCCGCCUCACCCUCCUCCACACAGAUCUGGGACAAACCCUUCCAGGAGCAACUACCCCUCAAUCAGAUCAAGAGUGAGCCAGUGGACUAUGAGUACAAGGCCAUGGCGGUGACUCCAGCAACGACGGGAGUGAACGGUCAUGGAGGAGGGGUGUUAAACGGGGGUGCGGCAGCCCCCCUGCAGGGUGCAGUGCAGGCAGUGAUGCUCCCCACCAUGGGUCUGGUAUCUCCUAUCAGCAUCAACCUGGCAGACCUGCAGAACAUCUUGAAGGUGGCAGUGGACGGGAACAUGAUCAGACAGAUGUUGGAGAACAACACCAAGGCAGCAGGGACCGGCACAGGGGCGACGGGUGUUCCUCACCAGCAGCUCAUCUCAGCCAUCAGUCUGCCCAUCAUCGGCCAGGACGGCAACGCCACCAAGAUCAUCAUCAACUACAGCCUGGACCCCAGCCAGACCCAGACCCAGCUCCAGACCCAGCUUACUGCCCAGAACCAGAAGAAGGAACCUCAGACCCUGCCUACAAUGCCAGGCCAGCCCCGGGCUCAGCCCCAGGCCGAGGCUGCCAUAGAGCCCUGCAGCAAGGCCCAGCAGAGACUCCCAGAGGACCUGACACUCAAAGAGGAGACCACUAAGACCUGCCUGCUCUGUGACAACUGCCCCGGCGGUCUGGACUCGUUCCACGCACUCGAGCACUGUAAGAAAGCCUCAGGCCUCAGGAUCAAUGGGGACAAAUCAGAGUCGGUACUGUCCGAGGGGGUCGGGAACCAGCCCAAGAACCUCCUGUCCCUCCUUAAGGCCUACUUCGCCUUAAACGCUGAGCCCACCAAGGAGGAGGUCAGCAAGAUCUCAGACUCAGUCAGCCUGCCCACCGACGUGGUCAAGAAGUGGUUCGACAAGAUGCAGAUAAGUCAGGUCUCACUAGGGGCUCCGACCCCUCCGUCUGAGGAAGAGGGACCCUUGUCUGAGAGUCCUGGGGCCACAGUUGUGUCCCCUAAGGUAAGACCAGAGCAGAACACAGAGGGUCCCACCAUGAUGCAGUCCAGCCCAGCCGAGGCCACUCCGGCUGAGGUUAACGGCUCCAUGCGCUCCCCGGCCUCCCCCACACCACUAAACCUGACUGCCGGGGGGCCCGUCCCAGCCAAACCCUCCUCAUCGGACAGCACUGAUGGCCCUCUGGACCUGUCUCUACCAAAGCCCACCCGAGAGGAGGCCGCAGCCGCCGCCACCUACCACGCCACUGUUUACUCCCAUCAGGACGAACCCCUGAACUUGACGAAGACUUGCACAACCAAGAAAGAACUUCUGAUCGCCGGCCACCAGGUGACUAGCCAACCUGUGUCCCUGUACACCGCCAGCCCACAAAGUGCCAACCCCAUCAGUAUCAUGACCACUCAGCUGCCCAGCGGGACCAUUUAUGCCAUCACUGACCAGGGCCGUGCAGGCAUGCCCUGUCUCCGGGCGGUUACCACCAGUAACAACCAGACUAUCCUCAUCCCACAGCUGGCCUACACCUAUACCACUACAGCUACAGCCAGCAGCCCUGCAGGGACAGAGACACAGGAGAAGACCACACUGCAGAUCAACGGCAUCAAGGAGGAGCGUCAGGACACCAGCUCAGAGAGCGUGUCCACCAUGGAAGAGCUGAAUGACUCAGACUCCGCCCCUUCCAGGAAGAAAAUUAGGAAGACUGAGAGCGGGAUGUACGCCUGCGACCUGUGCGACAAGAUCUUCCAGAAGAGCAGCUCUCUGCUCCGACAUAAAUACGAACACACAGGCAAGCGUCCCCACGAGUGCGGCAUCUGCAGGAAGGCCUUCAAACACAAGCACCACUUGAUAGAACACAUGCGUCUCCACUCCGGAGAGAAACCCUACCAGUGCGACAAGUGUGGCAAGCGCUUCUCUCACUCGGGCUCCUACUCCCAGCACAUGAACCACCGUUACUCCUAUUGCAAGAAAGAGGCGCAGGAAGGAGGUCAGGGAGGUAUAGGGGAGGAGGUGCUGGAGGAGGAGAUGGAGAGCCCUGUGGGGUUGGCCCUGGGCCUGGGAGGGGAGCAGCAGGAGCAGUCAGACAGCAGGCCCACCUCCUCCCACCUGGACUCUGACGAGCGAGGGAGCAGCACCAGGGAGGACGAGGAGGAGAGCGAGGAGGAGGGAGAGGAGGAGGACAUGGAGACAGCAGCAGGGGAGGAGGAGGAGGGAGAUCCGGACAGAGUUCUGGAUAUGGAUGAUAUACAGGUGGUGCGGAUAGGAGACGAGGGAGGGAACGAGGAGGAAGAGGAGGAGGAAGAGGAGGAGGGGGAGAGGGAAGAAGACACUGGUCAAGAGGAGGGAGAUAAUGAGGAAGAGCAGGGAGUGGAGAGAGUAGUGGUAGGGGGUGAAGGGGAGGAAGGAGAAGAAGAGGAAGAGGAGGGAGUAGUGGGGGUUGAAGUAAAGGAGGAGCAGGAGGAAGAGGAGGUUACAAGGGAAAAGGCAGACACAAGGCAAGAGGAGGUACAGGAGAACAGGGAGAAAGAGCAGGAACAGGCUGAGAAGCAGGUGGAGGAGGAGCAGGCUGAGAAGCAGGUGGAGGAGGAGCAGGCUGAGAAGCAGGUGGAGGAGGAGCAGGCUGAGAGGCAGGUGGAGGAGGAGCAGGCUGAGAGGCAGGUGGAGGAGGAGGAGGCUGAGAGGCAGGUGGAGGAGGAGCAGGCUGAGAGGCAGGUGGAGGAGGAGGAGGCUGAGAGGCAGGUGGAGGAGGAGCAGGCUGAGAGGCAGGUGGAGGAGGAGGAGACUGAGAGGCAGAUGGAGGAGGAGCAGGCUGAGAGGCAGGUGGAGGAGGAGCAGGCUGAGAGGCAGGUGGAGGAGGAGCAGGCUGAGAAGCAGGUGGAGGAGGAGCAGGCUGAGAAGCAGGUGGAGGAGGAGCAGGCUGAGAGGCAGGUGGAGGAGGAGCAGGCUGAGAAGCAGGUGGAGGAGGAGCAGGCUGAGAAGCAGGUGGAGGAGGAGCAGGCUGAGUGGCAGGUGGAGGAGGAGCAGGCUGAGAAGCAGGUGGAGGAGGAGCAGGCUGAGAGGCAUGUGGAGGAGGAGGAGACAAUAGACACAGAGAAAGGAGUGACCUCGGAGGACAAGGAAGAGUCAGGGGAGAGGGAGGCGGAGGAAAGUGAGGUCAUGAAAGAGAAUGAAGGUGAAACAAACAGGAACACUGUUUCAGAAGACGAGAACCAGACACCGACAGGAGAGAAAGGAGAUACAAAUUAA
Molecule: messenger RNA, 4081 nt
Organism: Coregonus clupeaformis (lake whitefish)
Lineage: Eukaryota; Metazoa; Chordata; Actinopteri; Salmoniformes; Salmonidae
Product: zinc finger E-box-binding homeobox 1
Exons: 10
Coding region: 8-4081 (1357 amino acids)
Biological process (GO): regulation of transcription by RNA polymerase II; anatomical structure development
Molecular function (GO): RNA polymerase II cis-regulatory region sequence-specific DNA binding; DNA-binding transcription factor activity, RNA polymerase II-specific
Source: RefSeq, a predicted model, not a curated record